AUGGAUGACCUCUACGAUGAGUUCGGCAACUUUAUUGGGGAGGAUGCCGACGCAUCUGAGGAAGAGUCCGAGCAUGGCGUGGAUGCGAGCGCGUAUCUCGACGACGAGUAUCCCGAAGAGGCGCCCGAAGCGACAGGCCAGGAAUUGAUGGAGUUAGACGACGAGGGACCUUCGAACGCCGUAGUAUUACAUGAAGACAAGCAGUAUUACCCCUCGGCGCAACAAGUCUAUGGUGAAGAUGUCGAGACCAUGGUGCAGGAAGAGGAUGCGCAACCGCUUUCACAACCCAUCAUCGCCCCCGUUGACGUAAAGAAGUUCUCCGUUGAGGAGGCCGACCUUCCGCCCGUCUUCUUCGACCGCAGUUUCAUGACGGAUCUCAUGAACUUCCCCGAUCAAAUACGGAAUAUCGCCUUCGCCGGGCACCUACAUCAUGGCAAGACUGCUUUCAUGGACAUGCUUGUCCUCGAGACACACGAUAUUGUCGACAGGCUAGAGAAGCGGACCGGGAAGAAGAGAGACGAACAGCUGCGGUAUACCGACACACACAUCCUGGAGAGAGAACGAGGAGUCUCGGUCAAGGCAGCGCCGAUGAGCUUGAUCCUCCAGAGCACCAAGGGCAAAUCCCAUCUCUUCAACAUGAUUGAUACCCCAGGCCAUGUCAACUUCGUCGACGAGGUUGCAGCCGCCCUCAGGUUGGUGGAUGGCGUUGCGCUGGUGGUGGAUGUAGUGGAAGGCGUCCAGGUCAACACCGAGCAGAUCAUCAAGCAUUGUGUGCUCGAGGAUAUCCCGAUGACUUUAAUUGUCAACAAGAUGGACAGAUUAAUAGUGGAGUUGAGGUUACCUCCCAGUGAUGCUUACUUCAAGUUGAAGCAUGUCAUCGAGGAGGUCAACACCAUAAUCGAAAACACACGGCCGGGGAUGGGGGAGAAGAAGCGAUUAAGUCCAGAGAAGGGGAACGUCCUGUUCGCGUGCAGCGAUAUGGGCUGGUGCUUCAAUCUCCAGUCAUUCGCAAAGAUGUACGCCGACAGCUUCCCCGGGGUCAACACUGAGGAAUUCGCAAAGCGACUUUGGGGCGAUAUCUACUUCAACCCCAAGAAGCGGACGUUUAGCAGGAAACCCCUGCCUGGCGAAGACGGCGCAAAGAGAUCCUUCCUGAACUUCGUUCUCGAGCCCAUCUACAAGGUCUUCUCCCAUACCAUCAGCACGAACCCCAACGAGCUCAAGGCGAUACUAGCCUCACUGGGAAUACAUCUCAAACCGUCACAGUACAAAACCGAUGCCAAGAUCUUACUCAAGCUGGUCUGCGAGCAGUUCUUCGGGCCGUCUACAGGCUUUGUGGACAUGAUUGUCAAGCAUGUCCCAUCGCCAUUGGAGGCAGCCGAGCACAAGCUGGAAAGAUACUACACUGGCCCCCUGGACACGAAAGUGGCGGAAGCCAUGAAGAAGUGCGAUCAGGAUGGACCUUUAGUGAUUCACGUCACCAAGCUGUUCAACUCAGCUGACGCAAAGAGCUUCUCUUCCUUUGGCCGCGUGAUGAGCGGUAUUGCUCGGCCUGGGAUGUCUGUACGUGUUCUAGGAGAGGGUUACUCGAUUGAUGACGAGGAAGACAUGGCAAUGGCCACUAUCAAUAACGUCUACAUUGCCGAGACGCGGUAUAACGUCGAGACGGACGGCGUUCCCGCUGGAAACUGGGUGUUGCUCAGUGGUGUUGACAACUCGAUCGUCAAGUCGGCGACAAUUGUGCCCCCGAAACUGGAAGACGACGAGGAGGCAUACAUCUUCAAGCCAGUCACACAUUUCACGGAGUCAGUUCUCAAGGUAGCCGUCGAGCCCAUAAACCCUUCGGAGCUGCCGAAGAUGCUCGACGGCCUGAGGAAGAUCAACAAGAGCUACCCCCUCAUCACUACGAAGGUGGAAGAGUCGGGCGAACACGUUGUGCUAGGCACCGGCGAGCUGUACAUGGACUGCGUCCUCCACGACCUCCGACGGCUAUACGCGGACAUGGAGAUCAAGGUUUCCGAUCCUGUAACCCGUUUCUGUGAGACGGUAGAUGAGGUGUCCGCCACCAAAUGUUACGCUAUCACGCCAAACAAGAAGAACAAAAUCACCAUGGUCGCAGAGCCCUUGGAUGAUGGCAUCGCAGAAGACAUCGAGAGCGGGCAGGUCAAGAUGCGAGACGGCGCACGCAAAGUCGGAAAGUUCUUCCAAGAAAAGUAUGGCUGGGAUUUACUGGCCGCCAGGAGCAUCUGGGCUUUCGGACCGGAUGAGAUGGGGCCUAACAUCUUACAGGACGACACACUCGCAGAGGUUGAUAAGACGCUUCUACGGAGUGUGCGGGAAACCAUCCGCCAAGGUUUCAGUUGGGCAACUCGUGAGGGUCCGCUGUGUGAAGAACCGAUCCGCAAUACCAAGUUCCGUAUCAUGGAUGCUUCCUUGGCACAAGAGGCUAUCUUCAGAGGAGGUGGUCAAAUUAUCCCCACCGCACGUCGCGCGUGCUAUAGCUCCUUCCUAAUGGCGUCGCCACGCCUCAUGGAACCUCUAUACGCAUGCUCCAUGACGGGACCCCAAGACGCCGUCCCUGUGCUGUACAACGUUCUGGCACGUCGGCGUGGACACGUGUUGACCGACGGGCCGGUAGCGGGGACGCCACUUUACCGCGUCGACGGCCUGAUCCCAGUAAUCGACUCGUUUGGCUUCGAGACGGACGUACGCAUCCACACUCAGGGUCUCGCCAUGGUCAGUCUCGUCUUCGACAAGUGGCAAAAGGUACCAGGCGACCCUCUCGAUAAGGAUGUGGUGUUGCGACCCCUGCAGGCAGCUGACGCUCAGGCUACUGCACGCGACUUUGUGCUCAAGACCAGGCGGCGCAAGGGUCUCAGUGAGGACGUUAGCGUGGCGAAGUUCCUCGAGCCCGAGUUCUACCAGAGUCUCAUGGAGAGCGGCACGCUCGGGAGCCCUUGA
Molecule: messenger RNA, 2961 nt
Organism: Anthostomella pinea
Lineage: Eukaryota; Fungi; Ascomycota; Sordariomycetes; Xylariales; Xylariaceae
Source: the annotation of a GenBank genome assembly